CUGUAGCAAAAAGUGGGAACCCAACAAACCGCGUUACCACGCAAUCCGUAAACGUAUUGUAUAUUUACGCAUUGCGCGUGCACAUUGCAAUUUAUUAAGCCAAAAAUGGGAAAUAAAAGGAAACACUACGAUGAUGAUGAAUCACAAUUCGAUCCUGUUUCAAAACAUCUACAAACGGCCCACAUCAAACAUCAAGAGAAACGUUUAAUUAUCAUUUUGGAGAAUGCCCAAUUAGAAUCUGUCAAGAUUGGCAGCAGUUUUGAAUUAUUAAACUGCGAUGAUCACACUGGUAUUUUGAAGAAAAAUAACAGAGAUGCUGGGAGCUGCCGACCAGACAUAGUACAUCAAUGUCUUCUUAUGCUUAUGGAUAGUCCGUUGAACAGAGCUGGUUUACUGCAAGUUUACAUUCACACAGAGAAGAAUGUAUUGAUUGAAAUCAACCCACAAACAAGAAUACCACGAACAUUUAAACGAUUUGCAGGAUUGAUGGUGCAACUUCUUCAUAAAUACCAUGUACAGGCAUCGGACAAACGAAUGAAACUGUUAAAAGUUAUUAAAAAUCCCAUCACUCAACAUUUGCCUGUUGGAUGUAAAAAAUUGUGUAUGUCUUAUAGUGCUCAAUCAAUUAAAAAUCCUAGAGAUUUAGUUCCGGAAGAUGAACCUAUCACUAUUAUCAUUGGAGCUAUGGCGCAUGGUCAAGUAAAGACUGUCUACCAAGAAGAGACUUUUUCCAUUAGCAAUUACCCACUUUCUGCUGCUGUAACAUGUAGUAAAAUAUGCUCAGGGUUCGAAGAAGUUUGGGGAGUAGUAUAAAUAAUUUAAGUUAGGUUUUUGCAUUUUAUAUUUAUUAUAUGAAUGAAAGAAAUACAUUUCGUUAUGUAUUAAACUUUUAUAUUACCAUUUAUAUUUUAGGUAAUUUUGUAUACUUACUGUAUAUAACAAUGAGUUGGUAAAUAGUUUAAUUGAUAUAACAAAUCAUAGGCUUUGCUAAAUGAAGUAUUUGUAAGUUUUUUGUAAAUAAGCUAUGUCAAAGUUAUGUAUAAAAUGAAUUCAAACCAAAAACAAUAGAAUGGAGUAGUUUAAUUCUUUGUCUGAAAAUAGAUUUGUAUUUUUAUUAAAAACAGUUGGUGUAAUUGAAAAAUAU
This is a messenger RNA of Phymastichus coffea, 1144 nucleotides long. Its product is annotated as ribosomal RNA small subunit methyltransferase NEP1. Gene Ontology annotation, molecular function: rRNA (pseudouridine) methyltransferase activity; rRNA binding. The transcript is spliced from 4 exons. The record is from RefSeq and is a predicted model, not a curated record. Gene Ontology annotation, biological process: rRNA base methylation. NCBI's taxonomy places the organism in Eukaryota, Metazoa, Arthropoda, Insecta, Hymenoptera, Eulophidae. Gene Ontology annotation, cellular component: small-subunit processome; nucleolus. The coding region runs from base 106 to 813 and encodes 235 amino acids.